CGGAGGACCUGCUGGCCGGUCGCCCCGCCUUCGACGAGGCCCUGCGCGCCGCCUGCCACGCGACGGGCUUCUUCUACCUGCGCGCGCCGCGGGCGCACGCGCGCCGACUGAGCGAGGCGCUGGCGGUCCCCUCUUCCCUCCUCUUCAGGGGCGUGCGUAAACCCAGUCUAUGUUCGACGCCGUCCUGCUUCUUGAUUCGACCCACCUCUUCCGACCGGCGGGUAGAGUUGUCCAGGAACGCAGCGUGUUUCUUCAUCGGAGGCCCAUCGCCGAAGGAUCGGCGAUGCAUCGCCGGUGCCAUGUCACUGUCUGCACCCCCCCCCCUUCCCCAAAGCCAGUUUCUCCCUGUCGACUCCCUCGACAUCCGCCUCUCGCCGCACUUCCGCGGCUACAUACGGCUGGGCGCGGAGAACACGAGGUUGGCGGCGCGCACGAGGGGGCGACGCGACGUAGGCACCCUUCUAAGAAGCCCAGGAGGCUUCUUACUUUCAGGGGCGUGGUGGACUUCCGCGAGCAGGUGGAGUUCGGGCGGGAGGAGCCCCCGGUGCCCGGCCGGGGGCUGCCCCCGCCCGAGCGGCUGCGCGGCCCCAACCUGUGGCCCGCGGAGGGGCACCCGCCGGGGUUCCGGGCGCGCGCGGAGGCCUUCUGCGAGGUCAUGAUGGACAUCUCUUGGCACCUGACGCGCUCGCUGGCCAGGUCCCUCGGGAUGCCGUCGCAAGGCUUCGACGGCUUCAUCGGCGAGCGGCCGCACUGGCAAAUGAAGAUCGUCAGGUACCCCCCAGACCGAGCGCUCGGUGGGCGUGGGCGCCCACUCGGACUCCGGCUUCCUGACGUUUGUGCUGCAGGGCGGCGAGCAUCGGGCCUGCAGGCUGAAGUCCAGGGUUCCCCAGGCACUUGGAUGGACGUGCCGCCUCUGGGAGAGGAUCACCUCGUUGUCAACCUGGGGGAGAUGUUGAUGCUGAUGACGGACGGCUACUACGUCGCCACCCAGCACAGGGUGCGGAGCGACCCACAGCGCAGCCGGGUCUCCGUGCCCUUCUUCUUCAACCCCUCUUUGGCGGCAGUGGUGAAGCCGCUGCCGGCUGACCUGCUUGGACGGCUCCCCUGGGAGAGGGACCGCUCGCUGGCAGACAGCCGCCGCGCGGACGAGCGCAAUGCAAUCUUCCAGGACUACGGCAUGAACGCUUUCAAGAGCUUGUUCAGAUCGCACCCAGAGGUGUCCGCGCGGCACCACCCGGACCUGGAGCUGCUUCCCAGCGGCGACGUGCGGCUGCGGGGCCGCCCGCAGAGCGCCGCGCCGGGCCCAGUGCCGCACGACCGACGCUAGAA
Molecule: messenger RNA, 1329 nt
Organism: Prorocentrum cordatum
Lineage: Eukaryota; Dinophyceae; Prorocentrales; Prorocentraceae
Source: the annotation of a GenBank genome assembly